GCUGCAUCCCGCCAUUGGCUUGCACCUCGUCCUAUCUUGCCCAACUCCUCCAACUUCACACCAUCCAACCCGUACAUCCUUCCCUCGUGGAAGGUGUCAUGGCUAGCCCGGACCACUGUCUCUGUUGACUGUUGACACCGGCAUCUCCCCGCAACAUUCGACUCCAAACUCGACGCACGUGCUAUCCGAGACUCGACACACUCGGAGCAUGCCCCUCUCCCACCCUCCCCAACCAUGGCGCCCUCGAUAGUCCACCUGCCCAACGGCCACACCCUGACCGUCACGCCCAUCUUUGGCGGCAUUGGCUUCAAGUCCAACGAGCUGCACACCUCCCACAACGUCUUCCCCCCCGGCUGGACCAUCAUCCUCAACAGCGAGGAUGACGAUGACGAAGAGCUUCCUGCCUCUGUCGCAGCCCACACCUCCACCAACGACACUGCGGUCUACCAGGCGCAGAAAGCCCAUCACAUCCACCGCUAUCGCAAGCCGAGUCUCCGCAACGACCACCUCUUCAUCUCGAGCAUCUCCAACCCCAACACCAGCGAAUUCAAGCCGGCAAGCAGCCCGACGAGGCAGAUUGCUAUGAUGCUUUGGGCGACUCUAUGGUGGUACUUUCACCAGCCCCAACCCGCACCACAACUGCACAAUUUUGCCUCUGGCAACACUCCCGAAGACGGGAAACCCAAAGGAGAGUGGAUUGUGCAUAUCAACCGCGAGGGUAUUUUCAAAGGGAAACACUUGCUGCCCAAAUUGGAACGAAUGGGUUUGAUCACAUCCGAAGACUCCACCGUCGGUCUCGAUCCGGAGGAUGGUGUCAGUAAUACUGGCGAAGGCUGGGCCAAGAUGUUCGUCAGUCGCCGUAGUUUCUGGCAGCUCGACCCUCGCAUCUACCUCUUCACCCUCAGUCCGCAACACCCCGGCUCGCCCUACCCCAGCAUCAGUCCCGCGGCCUCACGUCCGGCCAGUCCGACACGUGGUCAGCCCGGUGGCAUGGCAGUGGCGCCACGAAGCGACGAGGGUUUCCCCAGCUCAGGAACAUCUACUCCUCCAAUCGGAGCGCCUCCACUACUCAAACGUCACAACACUCCCCCAGGCCCCUUCACAUCAAACUCCCACCUCCCUACCUUCUACCCUCCACCUACGCUUCAAUACACCCUGACAAACCACAUCCGCCAUCCCGUGCGACCCAAGCCGGCCCGGCAAGGCGAAACAAUCUACACGCGCUACAUCCCCAGUCUGGGCCAAUACCUCAGCUUCCGCAUCGCAAGCCUCAGCAAGAACCCGGUAGUCCAUCGCGGACCCACCUCAAUCAAUGGCCACAGCGCCGACAUCCGCUUCCCCCGCCACGUGGACAGCACCAUCACCAGCAUCGCAGGCCUCAACCUCAAAGGCACCCCAGCUACCGCUAACCCCACCGACGACAUCACCUACAUGACGGACGUCGAACUCCUGCACAAAUGGAUGAACGACCCGCGCGUAGCCUACUCUUGGGGCGAAGAAGGGCCCAUUGACAAGCAGGAGAAAUUUCUCGAGGCCUGUCUCACCAGCAAACACUCCUUCCCCGUCAUCGGCUGCUUCGACGGCCGGCCCUUUGGCUUCUUUGAAGUCUACUGGCUGAAGGAAGACAAGCUUGCAGCGCUUAUGGGCGGUGAUGCGGGCGAUUGGGAUCGCGGAUUCCAUUUGUUAGUGGGUGAGCAGGAAUAUCGCGGCCCACAUCGGGUGCGAGUCUGGCUCUCUGCGUUGCUACAUUACUGCUGGCUGUCGGACAUGAGGACGCAGAAGGUGGUGAUGGAGCCGAGGGUGGAUAAUACCAAAUUACUCAACUACGCCCUGGAAGCCGGCUUCCACAAGGCCGGCGAAGUCACUUUUCCGCACAAACAGAGCAAUUUGCUCAAAAUCUCGCGAAGCACGUGGGAGGCUCCUGCGCUUUAGACGGGGGGUUGGUCGAGUCGAAUUAAUGACGAGGGUGCCAGGGUCGGCGGCCUGUUCCCAGCGUUCCGCGUUGCGAAGGAAGAUUUGGGUGGGUGUAUGUCUCUUGUCUUUGUAGAUGAUCUUGUCGUGAUCUGAGUGAUGUAGGUAUGUAAUGAGUUUGGCUGUGA
Molecule: messenger RNA, 2099 nt
Organism: Neohortaea acidophila
Lineage: Eukaryota; Fungi; Ascomycota; Dothideomycetes; Mycosphaerellales; Teratosphaeriaceae
Product: acyl-CoA N-acyltransferase
Exons: 2
Coding region: 235-1932 (565 amino acids)
Biological process (GO): siderophore biosynthetic process
Source: RefSeq, a predicted model, not a curated record